Molecule: messenger RNA, 3905 nt
Organism: Poecile atricapillus (Black-capped chickadee)
Lineage: Eukaryota; Metazoa; Chordata; Aves; Passeriformes; Paridae
Gene: LRRC28
Product: leucine rich repeat containing 28
Exons: 11
Coding region: 302-1420 (372 amino acids)
Molecular function (GO): protein binding
Source: RefSeq, a predicted model, not a curated record
CCGGCAGGGCCGAGGGGGGGACGGGGUCAGGGCCAGGGCAGCCGGGUCCUGACGGUGGGAGGUUGUCUCCGGUGCUCUGUCCCUGCUGUUUGCUCGCCGGACCGCGCGGGCACGGCGCCUCUCCGUGAGGGGGAAUUAUUUUAAUACUGAUCACAGAAAUACAGUUGGGAAUUAUAAUGGCUUCAUUUCCUUGAUCUUCUGGACUAAGAGAGCUUUAAUGUUAUGAGUGCCAAGAACCAGUGUUUGUGCCCUGUUCCCUAAAACAGAAAUGGGUCUGCUCUCAGAAGAUGUGAUGCAGUAGAUGUGGUGCUUAGUCAUGGCAUCAGAACUGUAUAAAACAAUCUCUGAGGCAAAGCUUGAAAGGCACAAGAACUUGUUCUUAAAUUACCGAAAUCUCCGUCACUUCCCUCUGGAGUUACUGAAGGAUGAAGGGCUGCAGUACUUGGAGAGACUUUACAUGAAAAGAAAUUCUCUGACCACAUUGCCCGAAAACCUUGCACAGAAGCUUCCAAACCUCGUGGAAUUGUACCUUCAUUCAAAUAACAUAGUUGUUGUACCUGAAGCCAUUGGCUCCCUGGUUAAGCUGCAGUUUCUGGACCUGAGUGACAAUGCCCUGCAGAUUGUGUGUCCAGAGAUCGGCCGCCUGAGGUCCUUGCGGCACCUCCGCCUGGCAAACAACCAGCUGAAAUAUUUACCUGCAGAGGUUGGAGACCUGCGGGAGCUGCGGACUCUGGACAUCUCCACGAACCGCCUGAUGACGUUACCCGAGAGGCUGCACAUGUGCCUUUCGCUGCAGUACCUGACUGCAGACAGGAACCACCUGUGGUCUGUGCCCCGCCACCUGUGCCAGCUGCCCAGCCUCAACGAGCUCUCCAUGGCUGGCAACCGCCUGGCAUUCCUGCCCCUCGAUUUAGGUCGUUCUCGAGAACUCCAAUAUGUUUAUGUGGAUAACAAUAUUCACCUGAAAGGCCUCCCAUCUUAUCUGUAUAAUAAAGUCAUUGGUUGCAGUGGUUGUGGUUCUCCAAUUCAAGUAUCAGAGGUGAAACUGCUCUCUUUUUCAUCAGGCCGGUUAACUGUGUUCCUGCCAGCAGAGGUGAAAUCUAUAGGGACAGAAACAGAUCAUGUGCUGCCUUUGCAAGAACUGGCCAUGAGGACCCUCUAUAACACCUACUACAGGUUUUUGAAAGAUUUAAACUUUCUGACUCCAAUCUCACUACCCAAAAGCCUCUUGGAAUUGCUGCACUGUCCCUUGGGACACUGCCACCGCUGCAGCCAGCCUAUGUUUACCAUUGUCUACCCAAAGCUCUUUCCCUUGAGGGAAACUCCAAUGGCAGGAUUGCAUCGAGGGAGGACAACUGUUAGUUUUGUGGCAUACUGCUGCUCCACCCAGUGUCUGCAGACUUUUGACCUACUGAGUUGAUAAACAUUUCAACCUCCUGAGGAGUGCUGCCAGUGUAAAGCUGCAUUCAAUGCCGUGUCUCCUUGGUACUGGAAUACCGUGUGUGUGUGUGCCAAAGCAGCAGAAGUGCCCAGUCAGGAACACUCUGAGGCACUUAAAUCCUGCCCUAUCAAAUCUGGAUGAACUGCAGGAACUUUUCAGAAGUAUAAAUACCGAGCUUUUAAAAGUAUUAACUUCUCUCUCUCCUCUGAGGCAGCACACAAACCAAACACAUUCAUGAGCUCUGACUUCAGGAUUUCCAGUAUUUUUCGAAUGUGCCUGAUUUCAGGUUGACCCAUUGCAUCAUUUGGGGCAGUUGCAUUCCUCUAACAGGAAAAGAAAAAAAAAAAGUUCAGUUAUGGCAAACAAAUUUUCACUUACUCAUCCCUAUCCUCUUUCCCCUCUACAGCUGCAAUCAGGUGUAUUGCUAUAAGCCUGCAGAAACCUUUGAUGGAUCCCAGUGACUUUUCCAUAGAAUUCAGCCUUAUUUUCUCCCUCUCACCUUAAUGUUUACCCAAGCAGAGUUAUCCCAGUUGUAUACCAAGUCUUUGACAGUUCUCUGUGGUAUUUAAAUCCACAUUCUAAAAGCAGAUCUUUUCUUUCUAGUAUCAUUAAAUACCAUAGUGAUUUAAUUGGAGUAACUAGGAUAUGUCUGGAGACUGAAGAUCCUGUCUCAGUGAAGGCUGGUACUGAUGCCUACACUAAGGGCUCUUGCUCCAGCAUGUUUGAGGGUGGGUUUUCUUUAUUUUCAUUUCUUUAUUUUUAGAAAUAGUUCUCCUUUUGUUCCAUCGAGUUCUUCAGGAAGAAGACAACUUUAAGUAUCAAUUUCCCUUGGAAAAAACCCAACUAGUAAUAUGAUAGGAAAUCUUUGUGUUUAUUACAUUUUUACAGUUGCAGGCUAUAGAUCUGCAAAGAGCUGGUCUUGAUCUUUUUCUAGAUUUAGCAUUUGGCUGAUUUGUCCAAGUGUGUCAGUGGACUGUGUGCCCUUGGAGAAGGCUGGAAAUCCAGGAACAGGUGUGUAUCUCCAUCCACAGGUAUAUUUGCACACAUGGAUACCUGCACAGAAGGGCUGGGACAUUUGUUUUCAUACAUUAAUGGCAAAUUUGGUGUAAAUUGCCACUUACUAUCCUAUUUGUGGAAAUAAUUUUUUGUUAAAUCUUGUUCAUUUUAAAUAAAAAACAAAGCAUGGAAAAAAGGCCCAAAAUGCUUACAUGACAAAACAUUUUGAUUUUGUACUGAAACAGUUUAUUGUUAAGUGGUAUAAACCACUUGUUGAUUUACUGCUCUGUGCAGUAGGUAGUUACAAGUUGAAAUAGAUAUGAAUGAAACAGUUUGUUAUAAAAAUGGCAAGAUAAAGAGACUUAUUUGGUAGUGUAUUAGCAUAUGUUGUGGUGAGGUGUGCGUACUUUGAAGGCAGGAGGCAUUAAAAUGUUUUCCUGUUGCCAAAGAAGCAUUUGUUCCCUCUGCAGGCUUCCUGGCAUCUCUUCAAUAAAUAGAGUAUCUUAAGAGCUUAAAAGAGUACCAAAAAGGCAGUUUUGAGGAUGGAAUUUUUAGGUUGUGCAUGUUACUUGUAAAAAUCUUUCCUGGUUUUAUGGGGUUGGUUUUAGAGAGUUGAAUUAGCAUUAAGAAAUGUAGAAUUUAAUCCUUCAGGAAUGCAAGUAUCAUCUACUGCUUAAGAAUUGUGAAACUUUCUAAAAUAAAUCCCAUUUAUUAAAUCUGCUUUGCAGUAGGGGAAAGAGCCAUGUCCAAGCAGCCUUGGUGCUUUUGGAUUUCUGUCUGUGUCAUUUCCCAGGUUUGUUUCUGUGUUGGAAUCCCAGCAGGCCCAGCCACCCCACAGGGUUCAUUGCUGAGGCAGCAAAAUCCAUCUUCAGCUUUAUCCUUUUCCUUCAGUACCUCAGAGCUGAGAUGUAAAUUGCCCAUGUACAAUUAUAUCUGUAUCAGAAAUGUGCAAGUGUAGGACAGAAUCCACUUUUUUAAAAAAUAGAUUAUAAAAGCUAUGGUAGUGUUACAGAUAUUAAUUUUUAUAUGAUACUCUGAUCAAGAAUUUUCAGUAUUAUUUUUACUGUGGCUUUCCCUGUCUUUGAAGGAGAUGUUUUCUUGGAAGUUUUUGUCGUCUUUUUUAUAGCAAGUUGAAAUCACAGUUUAUAUCUGAAUUCAGUCUGUAAAUACUAUUUUGGAGUUAAAACUUGUUGUGAUCACCUAAAAGACAUGAGCAUUUGUUUCAUUAGGAGUCAAGAAGAGUGAAGCUUGAUUUUGUUAUUAUAAUUAUUUAUUUAUUAUUUUCUUUCUUCUUCCCAUAAUCUAGUUAUUUCUUAUUGAGUCUGUAUCAGUCUCUUUAUUAUUGUCUCCAAGUGCAGUUCAGAAGAAAUUUAGCCUGUUCUAUAAGCAGGAUGAAUCUUAACUAACACUUUAAUAGAUGAUAUUUCAAGAAUGGAAUGUUCAAUAAAUAAAUGACUUAAACAUGCAA